Molecule: messenger RNA, 2127 nt
Organism: Candidula unifasciata
Lineage: Eukaryota; Metazoa; Mollusca; Gastropoda; Stylommatophora; Geomitridae
Source: the annotation of a GenBank genome assembly
AUGUGCCCAGCUCGUCAGAUAUUUUGUUGUUGUCUGAUUCCCAAAUCUUCGCCGGCCGAAGCGGAAAAUUUAGCAAUGAAUGGCCAAGUAGACAGUCACGUGAAUGGGAACGGGUGCCCUCAUGAGCGGGUGGUCAUUCUUGACGCCGGAGCCCAGUAUGGAAAGGUGAUAGACAGAAAAGUUCGAGAGUUGAAUGUAGACUCAGAGAUCCUGCCCUUAGACAGUCCUGCCUACACCCUGAAGGAGAAAGGAUACAAGGCUAUAAUCAUCUCCGGAGGCCCCAGCUCCGUCAACGAUCCAUCGGCCCCACAUUACGAUCCAGACAUAUUCAGGUGUGGGUUGCCCGUACUGGGUAUAUGUUACGGUAUGCAGAUGCUGAACAAAGAAUUUGGAGGAAAAGUCACAAAGACAAAUACAAGAGAAGACGGACAGUUUGAAAUCACAGUCGACACAUCUUGCUUGUUGUUCAAGAAGUUGGAGGAGAAGCAGCAGGUGCUGCUGACUCACGGAGACAGCAUCACGCAGCUGGCUGAUGGGUUCAAGGCUGUGGCUCAUUCUGGCAGUUGUAUCUCAGCCAUAGCCAACGAGAAGAGCAAGUUGUAUGGUGUCCAGUUCCACCCAGAGGUGGACCUCACAGACAAUGGCAAGCAGAUGCUGCGCAACUUCCUGUUUGACAUUGCCCAGUUCAGCGGGGACUACACGAUGGCCAGCAGAGAACAGGCUUGUAUCCAGUACAUCAAAGACACGGUGAAGACGCACAAAGUUUUGAUGUUGCUGAGUGGGGGUGUUGACUCGACUGUGUGUGCUGCCUUGUUACACAAAGCCCUGAACGAGGAGCAAGUCAUUGCCGUGCACAUCGACAACGGCUUCAUGAGGAAGAACGAGAGCGAGCAGGUGGAACAGUCGCUGAAUAAUAUCGGCCUCAAAGUCAGAUUAAUCAGAGCAUCCCAUACGUUCUACAACGCCACAACAAAUGUUCACAUAGACAAAGACAGCGGCUCUCGCAAGAGGAAAACGAACACGUUAAAUACAACCACACACCCGGAGGAUAAGAGAAAGAUUAUCGGAGACACCUUUAUGAAGGUAGCUAACGAGGUCGUGGAGGAGCUGAAUUUGAAACCUGAGGAUGUUUAUUUGGGUCAAGGCACACUGCGACCAGAUCUCAUCGAAAGUGCGUCUUCUUUGGCCAGCGGGAAAGCAGACGCCAUUAAAACACAUCAUAACGACACUGACCUGGUGCGAGAGCUGCGUGACCAGGGACGUGUAGUCGAGCCCCUGAAAGACUUUCACAAAGACGAAGUCAGGGCCAUUGGUAAAGAUUUGGGACUCCCAGAGGAGUUUGUUCACAGGCAUCCUUUCCCAGGUCCGGGCUUAGCCAUCAGAGUGAUCUGUGCAGAUGAGCCGUUCAUGUGUAAAGACUUUGCUGAGAAUUCUGUGUUGCUGAGGAUUAUUUCAUCCUUCUCCGUGUCCUCGAAGACACCACACUCGCUGUUAAACAAGAUAAAGUCAUCGUCCAGUCCGGAUGAGCAGAACCAGUUGAUUAGGAUUACCUCCACUUCGGCAAUGACAUCUGUGCUUCUCCCAAUCAAAUCUGUCGGCGUUCAGGGAGACUGCAGAACAUACAGUUAUGUCGCAGCUUUGUCCAGCGACGAGGAGCCGGUCUGGGAGGAUCUGAUGAUUUUAGCCAAGAUUAUUCCGAGGAUCUGCCACAAUAUCAACAGAGUGGUGUAUGUGUUCGGGGGCCCGGUGUUGCACCAUGUUGAGGACGUGACCCCAACGUUUCUUACAACCGGUGUUCUGUCAACCCUAAGACAAGCAGACUACAAUGCCACUCGCACCCUGGCAGAGUCCGGCUAUUCUUCAGCUGUGUCCCAGAUGCCGAUUGUGCUAAUACCGAUUCACUUUGACAGAGACCCCAGCAUGCAUCUGCCUUCCUGUCAGCGGUCGGUGGUCAUUCGUACCUUCAUUACAAAUGAUUUUAUGACUGGAAUACCCGCGACGCCUGGCAAGCAAAUCCCUGUCAAGGUAAUCAACCAGAUGGUGGAGAACGUCCUCCAAGUUCCUGGAAUCUCUCGAGUCCUCUACGACCUCACAGCAAAACCACCAGGCACCACCGAAUGGGAGUGA